Messenger RNA from Dendrobium catenatum, 1401 nucleotides. RefSeq lists its product as uncharacterized. NCBI's taxonomy places the organism in Eukaryota, Viridiplantae, Streptophyta, Magnoliopsida, Asparagales, Orchidaceae. The record is from RefSeq and is a predicted model, not a curated record. Bases 135 to 998 code for a protein of 287 amino acids. The transcript is spliced from 8 exons.
ACCUUAGACUAAUAUAGGUGACUGCAUUUCUCUCUCCCGCCCGUUUGCCCAUCUCAGCCGUAUAUACAAUAUCUUCUCCCGCUUGGACGAGCGCCGCCGUCUGCUGUUGCCUCACAUCUCAUUUCAAUCGGCCGAUGCGUCUCACGAUGAAUCAUAGAGCCCUAACGCUCGCCUCCUCUUCAUUACGCAGCGGCAGCCCUAAGGCUCGACCCUUCCAUAGUCCAUUUCGACGCCGCUCUACCGAAACUGUAAGCAUCGGCUACUCUGGUGAUGUUUUGAAGAGGCUUGCGAUGUACUCAUCCUCUUCGUUGGAAUCGUCGACAUCUUUGGAGCUUCCUUUGUUGCCAUUCGAAUCAGAGGAGGUAUUAAUUCCAUCAGAGUCCAAGAUGCUGCAUUUGUAUGAAGCGAGAUAUUUGGCAUUGUUAGAGGAGUCAUUACUUGAGAGGAAAGGACUUUUUGUACACUUUGUCAUGGAGCCAGUUCUCACCGAUAGAUCUUCAUCUGGAACACCUUUUGUAGCUAUAUAUGGCUGUUUAGUCCUCAUAGAGAAUAUUGAUAGAUUAGAUAUUGGAGCACUGGUGUCUAUAAGGGGCAUAUGUCGUGUUAGCAUCGUGGAUCUGAUGCAGUUGGAACCUUACUUGAGAGGAAUUGUCAUGCCAAUUCAAGACAAUGCUUAUAACGUUGUGGAUGAAAUAGAGUCAAAAGUUGCGACGCUAAGAGCUUCACUUGAUGAUCUACACAGUUUGCAAAUCAAAUUGAAGGCUACGAGGCAUGAAUUAUUGCAAACUAGAGCCAGGAAUGCUUUGGUGUGGGCUGAGAAAGAAGUCUAUGAUGAUUGUGAUAAAGCUUUCAUUCCCAAUCUGGCUGAACGUUUAUCUUUUGCUGCCCUCCAGCCUGUUUCAGGGAAUGAACAUCAGAUGGAGAUGUUCAAAGUCAGAGUUGUUUGCUUUACAAAAAGAGAAGCUACGAGCAAUGGAUUCCAGAGACACGUUAGAUAGGUUAAAUGUUGGAAUUAAAGUUGCCAAACAAAACACUGCUUUAGCUGCUGCAAAGCUUGCCAUUCAGUCCCUGGAAAUAUAAACCAUACCUAUGAGUUAUAUUAUUUUUCUCUGAUUCUUCAUCAGUCUCAACCAAUCAUCGAAUUGGCUGUCAACUGGUCCAACUUUGAAGCCUACUGCUCUGUUUGUCAGGCACUGGGAAUGUAUGAGAAGAGAGCUUUAGGGUUUAGAAGUUUCAAGGAAGAGCCUCUGAGGCAGGAAAGAAUAUUAACCGCACUAUUUGCUUAAAAGAAUGCCUCUUCUUAUGAUCUUAUCAUAUGCUGCUUUCAACAACUUAGAUUUGUAUCUUUUUCUUCCUUUGAUGUUAUUAUUUAUAAAUAUAAGAUCAUAAUCCUUAUCCUUA